CCCCUCCUGCUACUGCCGCCCGGCUCCGCUCCGCUCCCCUCCCGAACCCCGUUCCACCUCCACCCGCCGCUCCCGUCCCGUCCCGUCCAUACCCGCGCCGCUCUCGACUCGCUCCUCGACCUCAAGGCUACCUACCUCGACGGGCCCCGCACCGUACCCGCCCGCUAGCUCCCGCGGCUGCAGCAGCAGGACGAGCUCGCCGCCGCCGUGCACUAGAAGAAGAGGUCGCUGUCGGUCGCCCCGCCCCGCCCAAUCCUGGUUCCUGGACCUGCGCCGCGUCGUUUCGCCUCAGGUUCCAGUGUCUCGAUUUGCCAGGAUAACUUGUAUAAUUGAAGCUUUCCUUUGUACGAUGAUGGGGGCAUGCCAUGGACCAGAACUGAGGGGGCUAGGGUUUGCUAUGUGGUAGUAGCUCCUGCUUCAGGUGGCGUCAGCUGUUCUGGGUGGGGUAAUAUGAUGAAACAGAUAUUUGGACGGCGCAAGGCGUCCAAAACCGCAGACAAGGAGUUCACUGGUGGGAGGACGUUCAGCCAGCUGUCGGGGUCUGGAGUUGCUGACCUGAGUGGCCAACCGCCAAUUCUGUCGAGUACUGGGCACGCCUAUGGGAGUGGAAACCGUACGGGGUUCCAAGACUCGAGGAUAAAUGAUAAUUUGUUUUCUUCCAACUUCCGUCCGUUGCCGAGCUUUAAGGAUGUGCCGAAUACAGAGAAACAGAAUCUGCUCAUCAAAAAGUUGGACGUUUGUUGCACUCUGUUUGACUUUACGGAUGCGUCAAAGAACAUGAAGGAGAAGGAAAUAAAGACGCUGAUGUUGUUGGAGAUAGAUGAGUAUGUAAGGACUGCUAACGUGAAGUUCCCUGAGAUCGUUGUGGAGGCAAUCACAAAAAUGAUUUCGGUGAACUUGUUCAGGACACUAAUUUCCCCACCUAGGGAGAAGAAGGCGCUUCAAGCUUUUGAUCUAGAAGAGGACGAACCGUUGAUGGACCCUGCGUGGCCACAUUUGUACCAUGUGUAUGAGUUGCUCUUGACAUUUGUCCAGUCUCCACAAAAUGAUGCUAAGCUGGCUAAGAGAUAUAUUGACUAUUCCUUUAUUCUGAGGCUGCUUGACCUCUUUGACUCGGAGGACGCUAGGGAGAGGGAUCGCCUUAAGAUGGUGCUUCACCGUAUCUAUGGGAAGUUCAUGGUGUAUCGGCCAUUUAUCCGGAAAGCUAUCAAUAACAUAUUCUACCAGUUCAUAUAUGAAACAGAAAAGCACAAUGGAAUUGCAGAGCUCUUGGAGAUUUUUGGAAGUAUCAUCAAUGGGUUUGCUUUGCCACUCAAGGAAGAGCACAAACUGUUCCUUGUAAGGACCUUAAUUCCACUUCACAAGCCAAGGUGCACUACAAUGUACCAUCAACAGUUGUCUUACUGCAUUACACAGUUUGUUGAAAAAGAUUGCAAGCUUGCGGAUUCUGUUAUUAGGGGCCUCAUAAAAUAUUGGCCUAUCACCAACAGCACAAAGGAGGUACUGUUCUUGGGUGAGUUGGAAGAGGUACUAGAUGCAACACAACCUGGCGAGUUUCAAAAAUGUAUGGUUCCUCUUUCUCACCAGAUCGCUCGCUGCUCGAACAGCCCUCACUUCCAGGUUGCUGAGAGAGUAUUGUUUUUCUGGAACAAUACUCACUUCGAGAAUCUUGUUAAGCAAAACAGUAAGGUGAUCCUGCCUAUCGUCUUCCCUGCAUUGGAGAAAAAUAUAAAUGGGCACUGGAAUCAAGUCGUGCGAAGCCUCAGCCUGAAUGUCCGAAAGCUAUUCUCCGAUCGUGACCCCCAAAUGUUCAAUGAAUGCUUGCGGGGUUAUGAGGAAGACAAAGACAGAGAGAAGGAAUUUAGACUGAAGCAAGAGUUGGCAUGGAAACGUCUCGAUGAGAUUGCAUCAGCAAAAGUCACAAGUGGUGAGGCUGUCCUCGUGUCUCCAACCUUGCAUCGUCAACCUUCAGUCUUGUAGGAACCUGCGCUACAUGAGUGGUCCUUGCAGAGUCGUUAGACAUUGUACAGGAUUGGGUUGUAGAUAAAAGCGGGUAUAUGAAGCCACCAAGGCAGGUGUGCGAAAUCGAGGAAAGAGAGAUGAGGAGCCAGUAGUGCAUCAUUUCUGUACAUCCCGUGCCAUGGCUUCUUUUGGCAUCCUGGUGGUUCACUUUGCUGCUGUAGUCCGUUGUUUGGGAGAAUGGAUGUUUUUUUUCUUCUUAUAAUGGAAAAUGUCGAGAUGGCGUGCAGUCAGUUUAAAUGAUAAAAGUUAUAAGCUUUUCCUUUCGCAUAUAGUUUUGAUACAAUUUGUCAUGGUUGUGAAUGCAAGCGAAUCAUAUCAAAUCCCUGAGAAUGCUGUAACGCGGUGGUCACAUGUGUGGGGAUUUUUUUAUUUUAUCCCCAGGAAAAAAUAUUUUAAUUUUCAUC
Messenger RNA from Zea mays, 2426 nucleotides. RefSeq names its product Serine/threonine protein phosphatase 2A 59 kDa regulatory subunit B'. The record is from RefSeq and is marked provisional. Gene Ontology annotation, cellular component: protein phosphatase type 2A complex. Gene Ontology annotation, biological process: signal transduction. Bases 361 to 1980 code for a protein of 539 amino acids. The transcript has 5 exons. Gene Ontology annotation, molecular function: protein phosphatase regulator activity. NCBI's taxonomy places the organism in Eukaryota, Viridiplantae, Streptophyta, Magnoliopsida, Poales, Poaceae.